GAACGAGAUAAUGACACUAAAUUAUAGCUAGCUAUUUACUUGUUAUUUUUUAAACAAGCUAGUGUAUUAUAUUUUUUUUCAAUUUUUUUAAAAAAAUGGGGUGUUGUUGUUCAACUCAUAAAAUACCGCUUCAGUCGCAAAAAAAUUACAACGGAAAUUCUCAAGAAAUAAAGUGUGAAGCAUCGUCAAAAAGGCAAUAUUAUGAAGUCACACACGAGUUUAAAAUUGAUAAUCAACGAAGCAGAUGACUAAAAUAUUGUGUAUUUGAAAGAAUCUAAUAAAAAUCACGACACAGUUAAAUAUUUGUUUAUUUAGUAAUAUACAAAAAAAAUGUAAAUGUCACAUUCACAUAAUGAUAAUAAAAAUAUAAUAAAACAAUUAUUUUCUUCAA
Molecule: messenger RNA, 391 nt
Organism: Chironomus riparius
Lineage: Eukaryota; Metazoa; Arthropoda; Insecta; Diptera; Chironomidae
Source: the annotation of a GenBank genome assembly